Molecule: messenger RNA, 1566 nt
Organism: Trypanosoma grayi
Lineage: Eukaryota; Euglenozoa; Kinetoplastea; Trypanosomatida; Trypanosomatidae
Product: kinesin
Exons: 1
Coding region: 1-1566 (521 amino acids)
Biological process (GO): microtubule-based movement
Cellular component (GO): microtubule; kinesin complex
Molecular function (GO): microtubule binding; ATP binding; microtubule motor activity
Source: RefSeq, a predicted model, not a curated record
AUGCGGCACAUCAACAGCUCCCUCCUUGCGCUGCGCAACGUGGUGCGGGCCCUGCGGACCGCCUCGUCCGUCACGCGCGUGCCGUUUCGCGACAGCACGCUCACCACCAUACUCGAGUCGUUCCUCGUGCCGGGCAGGGAGUCGGCCGUGGCGUGGGUGGUGUGCUGCUCCAGCAGGCAGCACGACUUCCACGAGACGGUCGAGUCGCUGCGUCUGAGCGCCGAAGUGGCCGCCAUCCCGGCGUGCGUGCAGCUGUGUCCGCUCGGGUUCCCCGCCAGCCUCGCAGGCAAAAGCAGCAGUAGCGUUAACAACAGCAAUCAUGGUUUUGAGGCGGCAGGUGGUGAGCGGGCGUCGCACUCCAGGAGCGCGUCGGCGCCGGCGGCAGGAGGCAGGCAACAGCGGUACGACAAGAAACGGAAUGACGUGGCCUCUGGUGCUGUCAUUCACCGUAGAAAUGGAAAGACAACUUCAACAACAACAGUGGAAACAACAGCUCCAGCGGGCCGUUACACUUGCUCUAAUGACGCCGAGGAAGACGGCAAUGAAAGAUAUCGUGGGGGCGGGGAGUUGGAGGCGUACAAGCAAUACGCGCAGCAGCUUCUCGAACAGUGCAACACGCUGUGUGAACGCUAUGAUGAGUGCGUCCAGGAGCUCGCCCGCGCCAAACAGGCGUUGGAUUCACGCGAUGACGAGAUUGCAAGACUUCGGAUGGCGCUAGCCGCCCAGGGCGACCUAAAGCAGCAACAACAACAACAGCAGCAGCAGCAGCAGCAGUAUCAGAUUGCUGCACCCCCGUCUGCGUCCAUGACAGCUGCUACUUGGGCCGCCCCUCCGGCGCCACCUGCUUGGCUGCGAAAGAAGGUUGUGCACUCCACAAGAGACAGCACCGCGUCCGUGCUUUCCUACACCCCUGUCAUCUCGGCGGAGCGGCAGACCGUGGCGGCGGAUGAAGCGGUGGAGAGGACGGAGGAGGAGGUGGCAGCGAUUCGCCUCGUCGAAUCCAUCCUUCAGCGGCACUGCGUGCAACACGACCUGAAGCCUCAGAACAAUGGUAGUAACACCACCACAACCAGCAGCAGCAGCAGCAGUGGCAGUCUGAUGACUGAGCAUGCCGCCCGCACACCGCUUGGAGCCCUGGCAAGCAACGGCGAAAGUAGCGUCGGGUUGCCCACCAACAUGGUCACCACUACUGGUGGCUGCGGCGACGCCACGGAGACGCCGCUGUGCGCAAAAGUGUGCACGUCGGCCAAGGCGAAGGCGCAUGCUCGUCGUGAGCGUCUUGUGUCUUUUGUGUCGCCCAGCAGCCACGGCGCAGUGCCGCUGAUGCAGGUGGAGGAGGAGCUUGACCCAGGGCACAUUGUUCCACCGCCGCCGCUGCGUUCAGCGCUUUGCGCCGUCUCGGCGCCGCCUCAGGGGGGACAGCAGCAGCAGCAGCAGGAUGGGGAAAGAGCGGAGGGCGGAGCGGCAGCUGAGGAAAGCGCGGCAAGGAUUCUGCAGCACCUUCUUUCGCAGAGUGCAGCGUUUAUUGUGACGGCACCGCAGCGCUGUGUGAAGGAGAGAACGUAA